UAAUGAAAAGACUUAUUGAACAUAGAAUAUAAGAUUAGAUGAUUUUGGUGCUUGUCUCCCUCUUCGCUGUUCUUAUUCUUAAUGUUCUUCUAUGGAGAUGGCUCAAGGCUUCUGCAUGUAAAGCCCAAAGGCUUCCUCCAGGUCCACCAAGGUGGCCUAUUUUGGGUAAUCUUCUUCAAUUGGGCCCUUUACCUCAUCGGGACUUGGCUGCUUUAUGUGAUAAGUACGGUCCACUAGUCUACCUCCGGCUUGGAAAUGUAGAUGGUAUCACAACGAACGAUCCCGAUACCAUCCGUGAGAUUCUCUUACGGCAAGACGACGUUUUUGCAUCGAGGCCGAAAACACUCGCCGCAGUCCACCUAGCUUAUGGAUGUGGGGACGUCGCAUUAGCGCCAAUGGGCCCCCAUUGGAAAAGAAUGAGGAGGAUAUGCAUGGAACACCUACUUACAACCAAAAGGCUUGAAUCAUUUACAACCCAACGGGCUGAGGAAGCUCGGUAUCUAAUACGAGAUGUUUUCGAACGGUCCGAAUCCAGAAAGCCGAUAAAUCUUAGGGAAGUAUUGGGUGCUUUCUCUAUGAACAAUGUGACUAGGAUGUUACUAGGGAAACAAUUCUUUGGACCUGGAUCUCUAGUACCCCCAAAAGAAGCCCAAGAGUUUAUGCACAUAACUCACAAAUUGUUUUGGCUGUUGGGUGUAAUUUACCUAGGAGACUACUUGCCGUUUUGGAGAUGGGUGGAUCCGUCUGGAUGCGAGAAAGAAAUGAGGGACGUGGAGAAGCGUGUUGACAAUUUUCACACGAAGAUCAUCGACGAGCACAGAAGGGCAAAACGGGAAAAUAAAGAUACUAAGGGAGACAUGGAUUUUGUUGACGUUUUGUUGUCUCUACCUGGUGAGAACGGAAAAGAACACAUGGAAGACGAUGAAAUUAAAGCUCUAAUUCAGGACAUGAUAGCGGCUGCGACAGAUACGUCAGCGGUCACAAACGAAUGGGCUAUGGCUGAAGUGAUUAAGCAACCACGAGUAAUGCGUAAAAUUCAAGAAGAGCUCGAUAAUGUCGUAGGAUCAAACCGAAUGGUCGAUGAAUCAGAUCUAGUCCAUUUAAACUAUCUACGUUGUGUGGAAAUGAAGUCAAUCUUUGGACAAGAACCCUGUCCCGAUGGAUUUUCCGGUCCGGCGACAAUGGAUUUCUCUGAGUUGAAGUCCAAAAUUGAACCUUUGAAAUCUACAAAUCUGGAGAAUUCUGAUUUUAGAUCACAUAUUGAGUAUCAGCAGUCUACACGCUCGAGCAAGAACUAUUCGCAACCUAUAGAACAAUCUGCAAAAGUAGCUAGUGAUAUAUCUAAGCUAACCCAUGUUGGGAUCUCAGGGGAAGCUCAAAUGGUGGAUGUUUCUUCUAAGGACAAUACUAAGAGAACUGCAUUGGCUUGUUGUAAAGUUAUUCUCGGGAAGAAAGUUUUCGAUUUGGUGUUAGCGAAUCAAAUGGGUAAAGGAGAUGUUCUUGGAGUGGCGAAAAUCGCUGGGAUUAACGGAGCAAAACAAACUAGUAGCUUAAUACCAUUGUGUCAUAACAUUGCUCUUACGCAUGUUCGUGUAGACUUAAGACUAAACCCUGAGGAUUUUAGUGUUGACAUUGAAGGAGAAGCUUCUUGCACUGGAAAAACCGGAGUUGAGAUGGAAGCUAUGACUGCUGUAUCAGUUGCUGGUUUAACGGUUUACGAUAUGUGUAAGGCUGCUUCGAAAGAUAUCAGUAUUACAGACGUGAGACUCGAGCGUAAAACUGGUGGAAAGAGCGGGUAUUGGUCUAGAGGGGAGUGAACACAAAGAAUAUUUGUCUCUGUAGCUAUGGAGAUUGGAACUUCGUUUAGUGCGAUGGCUUGUUCGGACCAGUAAAACCGGCUGCUGCGA
Arabidopsis arenosa is the source of this 1907-nucleotide messenger RNA. NCBI's taxonomy places the organism in Eukaryota, Viridiplantae, Streptophyta, Magnoliopsida, Brassicales, Brassicaceae. The record is from the annotation of a GenBank genome assembly.